AUGAAGGCUCCUGAGUAUGAGGUGGAUGGAGAUCAAGACGGAUCCGGAUGGUCCGUCGAGGAUCUGAAGUACUCGUACCACCGGAAGGAGCUACGCGACUUUGUAUGUCAGGAUCCGGUGAUGACGAUCCUGAAGCUGAAGCGGAUCGCGGAGCCAAAGGAUCCAGUAACUGCCCCAGCAGUUGUAACCAACAAGCUCGACGCAGUAACAGUCCUGAUCAAGCUGCUGAAGGAAUCCGGCAUGAUCCCCGGAUCCUUCGAGACGGAUGAUCUGUUCGACCUGGAGCUGACCGUAAUACAUACCACAAGCCGAGAUCUCUUCGGAAAGCUGAAGAUCCUGGUUGGCGAAGUGCCCCAGAUCGCGGAUCCAGUAUCAUCACCCCAGAUCGACGUAGUGGACAACCUGACGGUGGCAUCACACUACACAUCUGCUGCCGAAGACGGAUCAGACACCUCAUCGGAACCCGGCGUAUAUGUCGACAUGGAGUCGAUCCUAUCAUCGGAUCGUGGAUCCAACUGGGAAUAUGAUCCGGACGAUAUUGACUUCCCGGCACCCGCCCAAGCGGCUGUGGCCACUGCCGCAUCCGGAUCCACUGGAUCCACCAUGAUCCAACGAGUCCGGAUCUCGACGAUCUCCGAUCUGAAGGAGUUUUCAGUCAAGAUCGUUGGCAAGAUCCACAAUGAGAUGGCGAUGUUACUCCUAGAUACUGGUGUCGAUAUGUCCAUCGUGGAUACCGCAUUUGCUCGUAAGGUUGGGUGCUACAUCGACUCGAGUCAGAUCCAAGAUUGUGUGGGGAUCGGCGAUAAUGUGUAUCGAACGGAAGGAAGAACGCGGAUCAAGGAAGCUAUCCUAGGCAUGGACUUCAUGGUCCCGGCUGGGAUCCGCCUGGAUCUCGCUCACGGAUUCAUCAGCUUGCCCGACGAAGUCCGGAUCCAGCUUAGCGGAAGGCGACAGCUUUACAGCGACAAGGCCAGGAUCGACUUCGGAUCACGAGAAAUUCUGGGUCACCCGUGGAGAGUCCAUGGUCCGGGGAAGAUCCGAUACAUGAAGAUCACGAACGUCGGCGACAAAGUGCUGAUCCUCCAUCAGGACCUGCGGAUCGGGAUCUGGCUGGCCGGCGAUCAUGUCCCGCAACUGCCAGACUCGGAUCCGGAUGCGGAAGAUCCGCCAAGGCCUGCGGUGGAGCGCCCCGAGUAUGAAACUCCGCGCGAAAUACUGCAACGACCAAGGCCGACGACGAUCAAGUGUCUGAAGGGCGGAUCAGGUGGAGAUCGAAAGGUCUCUGACCACCCGCCUUUGGAUAAUCCGCCGUCGGACUAUCCGCCGCUGGGUUGUCGACCGUUGGAGGUGGCGUCUGCGCUGGACGAUCAGGAUCCAGGCGUAUCAGGUAUUACAACAGCGGAUCUGCCCCUGGCCGAGGAUCCAGCCGUGGAAACGGUAUUGGCAGAGGAAGCUCCUAGUCGUGUAACUGGCGCGGAUCAAGAUUCACCAGUUCAGGAAGUCCAAGAUCCGAAGGUGGCGAUGUUGAAGGGUGAUGGGUCGCACCCAUCAUCAUUGAUGGGUGUAGAAUCUGGUACGAGCCAUAAGUUGGGUGACCCGUUGGACCAGAAGGACGCCACGUCUAUGUCACAGAAAAAGGACGAGGAUCCCGAUCUCUACGCUGAAGAUGUCGACGGACAACUAACGGUACUGCCUGAAAUCCCAGCAACGACGGAAGAUGUGAGGAUCGAGGAUAUCCAAUUGUGCAGAUCUGACAAUCAGACGCUUGAAGAAAUCGACCGACUCCACCAGCAGAUCUGGAAGUUCAGACAUCUCCUGAUCGGCAAGGGGAAUGCGCUCCCAUCAGCGGCCCGAGGGGUUGUGUGUGGUAUUGAUGUGGGAGGAGCUAGGCCGAUCGCGCUUAAGUGUCGAAAGCUGCGGAUCCAGUUCCGAGAGAAAUUGGCAGAGUUGAUCAAGGGUCUCCUGUCAGCUAAGAUGAUCAACCACUCAAGAUCUCCAUGGGCAUCGCCGAUCGUCGUGAUCAUCAAGAAGAAAGAUGUGGAUAUACGAUUGAGCAUUAAUUAUCGGUUGGUUAACAGUCUUACACAGCUGAUGGUUUACCCGACGCCGCUGAUCAACGAUCUACUGGAGGAUCUCGAGUCUACACUAUGGUAUUGCUCACUGGAUAUUGCGAGCGGAUUCUGGGUGGUGAAGAUGACGGAUCCGGCCCGUCUGAUCUCGGCCUUUAUUACCUCAUUUGGAUUUUUCGAGUGGAAUCGGAUGCCUUUUGGGCUGAAGAAUGCGCCGCAGAUCUACCAGCCGAUGAUCGACAAUGCCCUGUAUGGGUUCACUCGGAUUCCAAAAAUGGCAGGUGAUCUUGAGCAUCUGGAUGUAUUCGAGGCCGGAGAGCCCGAAGAUCCGGGCAAACCAUCCGUGUUAGGACGCAGAUCCUAUAUCGACGACAUCUUAGUGCCAGCGGAUAACUGGGAUCAGCUAUGUGACCGAGUCGAAGAUCUCCUGGAGGCGUGCGACAAAUGGAACUUGUCGAUCAGCGUUGUCAAGAGUUUCUGGGGCAUGCCCAAGGUGGAAUAUCUCGGUCACAAGAUAUCGCACGACGGGCUGGAGGCGAAUCCAAAGGAUCUGUCGGCGCUGACGGAUCUCGAGUUUCCCGGAUCCCUGCGUGCCAUGCAAUCCUUUUUGGGCAGCCUGAACUAUUACAGUCGCUUCAUCGAAGAUUACGCGAUUAACGCGUCUGUGCUGUAUGCAUUGAGGGAGAUCGACCAUGCUGCGAUGGAGAAGGGCAUGAAUCGAAGCCGGAUCCAGCUAGCACUAGCAUCGGAAUCCCCGGAUCCAGACAUGUUGACUAAGGAUCCGACGAGUCCGCAACUCUUGGAUCCGAAUCCGCGGGGUCCUGAUCCCGAAGUUAGCGAUCAAGAUCCGAACCUAGCGUCACGGGAUCCGACGUCCGAUUGUGUGAAGGCAUCGAACCCCGAGAAGGACAAUCUUGCGGAUCUGGAUCCCCGGUGGAUCCAUGCUCACAGAUCUUUCAAUGUACUACAAGAGAAGAUCGUGAAGACCCCGAUCCUGCGCCACUUCGAUCCGGAUCGACAAGCUGUGGUGGUUGUAUAUGCCAGUGAUUGGGCGAUCUCCGGUGCAUUGAUGCAAGAAUAUGAUCAGGUUUACUAUCCGGUGAUGUUCGCGAGCCGUACGUUGAAGUCCAACGAAUUAAAUUAUGGGAUCGCAGAGAAAGAGGUGUUGGCAUUGUUGCGGAUCCUGGAUCUCAACUAUAAUACUUUGGUUGGGAGACCGAUCCGAGUGCUGACGCGACAUUCCACACUGGCUUGGUUAUUUAGAUCCAAUGCACUACAAGGUCGCCUGGGACAGUAG
Molecule: messenger RNA, 3366 nt
Organism: Phytophthora megakarya
Lineage: Eukaryota; Oomycota; Peronosporomycetes; Peronosporales; Peronosporaceae
Source: the annotation of a GenBank genome assembly